AUGCGGCUGGCUUCGUUCCAGAUGUUGAGGCCAGCACGGGGAGAGCGAGACCGAGCGAUGGGCCAGGGAGCGCAGGGAGAGGAGACAAGCUCGGGCCAGAAGGAAGGCACAGAGGACCGGGGAGCAUGUUGCCCCUGUCUGUGUCACCUGCAGAGUGAUGACAAUGACCCCAGUGGAGAGGAGGAGUUCUCAGGCAGUGGGCCUGGAUCCACAGGUGUGUGUCUGUGUGUCUUCAUUUGUGUGUAUUUACUUGUGGUCACAGUGAACUGUAACCUAAGGCAACAGCAUAACUUGCUUGUUUGUCCUCUCUGUUUACAGACAGACCAACACUUGAGUACCAGGUCAGAUGUAUCCUGUAACGACUGUACCCAGGGAGGAGAGUCUGAGACCAAGGAUUUUAAAAAGUUAUUUGAGGAGGUCUCCAGAGAAAACAGCCAGCUCCAGUCUCAGCUGCAGGACACUCAGAGGAUUGUCAGCCAGACUAGGCUGGACCUGGAAAAGGCCACACAGAGACAGGAGCGCUUCAGCGACUGUUCAGCCCUGCUGGAGCUGGAGAGAAAGGACCGGAGGAUGUUGGAGCGGCGAAUGGCAGAGCUGGAGGAGGAGCUUAAGGUUCUGGUUGACCUGAGAGCAGACAACCAGCGUCUUAAAGAUGAAAAUGGAGCACUGAUCCGUGUCAUCAGCAAACUCUCCAAAUAGACGAGGAGCGAGAGAGAGAGAGAGACACAAGAAGAGCAGGGAACCCCCUCCCCUUUCCCCUCCCUCCAUCCACCCAUCCCUCCUUCCACACAUUCCUCCCAGUGCCAAAGAGCGAGAGGGGGGAGAGAAGCAGCAGAAUGUCCUACGUACACGAACACCACAGCUCGACUUUGGAUUGUGAUGCCUCUCUGCGAACAGCUGGAGUGGCUUUUGUGUGCCUUAAUGCCCAUCAGUCACAGGAAGACCGAUGGCAUGACGGCCCCUGUGGCUUCAGUCAGAGGCUCUGACAGUAGCAACACAAGACUUGACGACAGCCCAAAAUGCCCGACGGCUGGUGCAACACACGAAAGAACACGACAUCUACUACGACCGUGCAUCAGGGGAACCCGAACAUGCACACACAUUCCUAUGCGUGCAUCACAUACUUCCUCAAUGCACAUUCCACUGAGGGCACAAGGCAGCUUGGGCCUUAAAAGCUCCCACUUAGUAUUUAUUUUUUUUUGUGAACACACUCACGUCACACACUCACAAAUUUACCCGACUCACAGUCCAAAUCUAAUGUGUUGUCAAGCAGUAAAGGUUUUGGUGUAUUCUUUUAAAAGUCAGCUCUGAAACACAUUUCAGGCUCCGUCUUUACAUUCAACAACGUCCCGACAACACGAGGGAGGGGGCGGGGGGUGGCGGAGAAAUGUCCAUGAAGCUCUGUUGGGUUGUUUUGUUUCCACAUGCAAGUGUUUGAACCCACCUACCUCUCCACCUAUGCACUUCCCCACAUGACAUUUUAAUUUUUUGUGACCACAGACACACUCCAUGCUCUUAAAAAUGACCGCGUAACCAGGUCAGUCGACCGCAGCACUUUACUCUCUGCAAAGCAGUAAAAGAUCUGCGAGGCUUUGCCUGUCCUCCAGACAAGACGAUUUUUACUUUUCAGAGCAGCGCCUUCUCACUUAGUAAGUGGAGGGAGAAGUUAUCCAUAGCUGAAGGUCAAAGGUCAUUGCACAGUUAUUAAAAAUUGCUGUUCUGUCAAAGCCUAUAUGCUAUGAAUGGUUUUAAUUAUUACCAUUGAUAAAGAUAUUAUUUUCAUAGUUUUUCAUCGUCAGUUCCUCUCUUGCAAGGGAGCAUGGUUAUGUAUAAUACAUGUGUAUAAAUAUUAGUCUUGAAUAAUACCCUUUUGAAGUAAAAUUCCAUGUAGCCUUUCUUCACAUGUUGGUUUUCUAAUAUAUUAAAUGGAUGUCUGCACCCUAAUAAAAAAAAGUGUGUUUGUA
Molecule: messenger RNA, 1964 nt
Organism: Lates calcarifer (barramundi perch)
Lineage: Eukaryota; Metazoa; Chordata; Actinopteri; Centropomidae
Product: protein phosphatase 1 regulatory subunit 12C
Exons: 7
Coding region: 1-699 (232 amino acids)
Cellular component (GO): A band; Z disc; cytoplasm
Molecular function (GO): protein kinase binding; enzyme inhibitor activity; phosphatase regulator activity
Source: RefSeq, a predicted model, not a curated record